GCUGUGAGAUCAAGAAGUGGAGAAACAAAAGUUGAAAAUCUGGAUGUUAUUUGAUUGUUGUCGUUGGUCUUGAGAUAUGAGGAGCGUUAAUAAUAGUGUUGACACGGUGAACGCCGCCGCUUCCGCCAUCGUCUCCGCCGAGUCUAGAACACAACCGUCGUCGGUUCAUAAGAAAAAAUGGGGAAGCUGGUGGAGCUUGUACUUGUGUUUUGGAUCCAAGAAGAACAAUAAGCGGAUUGGCCACGCAGUGCUUGUACCCGAACCAGCUACAUCCGGAGCUGCGGUGGCUCCAGUCCAAAACUCUUCUAGCAAUUCAACUUCAAUGUUCAUGCCCUUUAUAGCUCCUCCUUCAUCUCCUGCUUCGUUUCUGCCAUCAGGUCCUCCAUCUGUGUCACAUACUCCUGAUCCUGGUCUACUUUGUUCCUUAACCGUCAAUGAACCGCCUUCAGCCUUUACUAUUGGACCUUACGCUCAUGAAACUCAACCUGUUACUCCUCCAGUGUUCUCUGCUUUCACAACAGAACCAUCCACCGCGCCAUUCACGCCACCUCCUGAAUCACCUUCUUCCCCUGAAGUGCCUUUUGCUCAGUUACUUACAUCUUCACUGGAAAAGGCUAGGAGGAACAGUGGCGGCGGAAUGAAUCAGAAGUUUUCAGCUGCACACUACGAGUUUAAGUCUCAUCAAGUGUAUCCUGGAAGUCCAGGUGGUAAUCUAAUCUCCCCUGGUUCAGGUACAUCUUCUCCUUACCCAGGGAAAUGCUCCAUCAUUGAGUUUCGUAUUGGUGAACCUCCAAAGUUUUUGGGUUUUGAGCACUUCACAGCGCGUAAAUGGGGAUCAAGAUUCGGUUCUGGAUCCAUCACACCUGCUGGACAAGGUUCAAGGUUGGGUUCAGGUGCUUUGACUCCUGAUGGUGGUGGAGGACUUGGCUCAAAGCUUGCUUCUGGUGCUCUCACACCACUUGAAGGCAGCCUAUUGGAUGGUCAGAUCACUGAGGUUGCGUCUUUAGCCAAUUCGGACCACGGGUCGUCAAGGCAUAAUGAUGAAGCUGCCGUGGUUCCUCACAGAGUUUCUUUCGAGUUGACAGGUGAAGACGUUGCACGUUGUCUUGCAAGCAAGCUAAACCGUUCCGGUUCACAUGAAAAAGCGAGCGGCGAACACUUAAGACCAAACGGUUGCAAAACGUCGGGAGAAACAGAGAGCGAACAAAGUCAGAAGCUAAGAUCAUUUUCUACAGGUUCUAGCAAAGAAUUCAAGUUUGAUAACACGAAUGAAGAGACGAUAGAGAAAGUUAGAUCGGAGUGGUGGGCGAAUGAGAAGGUCGCCGGAAAAGGUGAUCACAGUCCAAGAAACAGUUGGACUUUCUUUCCGGUCUUACGCUCUGGAUUCACUUGACAAAUUUACCAAGAGAAAAAAGCCUUUUAUCUUCUUCAUUACCUCUAACAUGGGAAGCAAAUUCAGUGAUAUGGUAAGAUAUUGGGGUCUAACAACUAUACAUAUAUAGCUUUGCAUUGUAGGUGUCUUUGUUCUUUGUACUGAUAGCUAUAUAAAAUAGUUUUAACACU
Messenger RNA from Arabidopsis arenosa, 1563 nucleotides. Lineage: Eukaryota; Viridiplantae; Streptophyta; Magnoliopsida; Brassicales; Brassicaceae. The record is from the annotation of a GenBank genome assembly.